Messenger RNA from Triticum dicoccoides, 766 nucleotides. RefSeq names its product ice-structuring protein-like. The transcript has 2 exons. The record is from RefSeq and is a predicted model, not a curated record. Bases 127 to 438 code for a protein of 103 amino acids. Lineage: Eukaryota; Viridiplantae; Streptophyta; Magnoliopsida; Poales; Poaceae.
GCUCGUCUCUCACCGCCUACUGGCUAUACCAGUACUUGGCUCAUCCAUCGCUGGCCAAAGCGUUCGUCUCUCACCGGCACACACACGCUUCUCCGUCUCCAAAAACCCUCUCUGCACGGGCACGCCAUGGACAAUCCUCCGGCCGGCAACGUGGUCAAUCCUCCGGCAGCGGCGGCGGCGGGCAACAACGUGGCCGAUCCUCCUCCUCCUCCUCCGGCGGCGGCAGCAGCAGCAGACAUCGUAGCCGAUCCUCCUCUGGCGGCGGCGGCGGCAGCAGCAGCAGCAAACAACGUGGCCAAUCCUCCAGCGGCGGCGGGUCCUGCUGCAGUGGAUGCCCGGUGGAAGGAGGACAAGACGCAUGCCAUCAUAAUUCUGGUCGCUGCGGCGAUCGCUCUGCUUCUUGUGGUGCUGUUGAUUAUCCAUCCGUGGAAGAAGUAGAGAAGACUAGUCAUUUGCCGGGUCAGGUUUCCGAUGGUAAGAUGGGAGCACUAGAAUGAAUAAAUAGAUCAUCCGAAAUGAACCUGGUAAUAUUGUGACGCGUCUUGGCCAACUGCGUGCAUUUAGCUCAAGUCCAGUGUUUGAAGUUUGAACAAAGCUUGUAAAUUCCAGCAGUCAGAGUGUCCUUCCUCCAAGCUUGGGUACAUCAUAUUGUCCACAUCAAGCAGACCAUGGUAUCAAUAUGGCUCAGGCACAGGCCACCUGUAUUCACGAAUUUUACUGCUGUCUUGCGUUCAAAAAGCCAAAUCAUUUAGCUCUGCAUGCAUCA